UGCCUCUUUGGAUUUGUCCUUUCUGAAUACUUUUUAUUUACUUCAACUGGUCUUUGGAAUAUUAAUCAGACACUCUUUUAUUCCGUCCGGCUAUUUUCGCCUUCAAAAUUCAUUUAUUUUCUUCUCGCUGCCUAUUUAAUUUGAACCAGUUAAGAUGCGUAAUUAGUAUUUCAAUCUUUCCUCCAAUCCUCUCUUCCUCCCUCCCUCCUGUAGCUAUCUCUCUCUUUCUCUCUCUCUCUCUCUCUCCCUCCCUCUUCCGCACUCUAUUUCUCACUCGCACAAAUUCUACAUGUCUCUGUCGCUACGGCAACCAAUGCUUUUCCCCACUUCCAGGCGCUAAGCCUCUCUCCCACUCCCUUCUUCAGUGGCAUGAGGUAGGCAUGUGAGUCCAUAUCUGUCUUGAGAGUGAGAAUCUGCAUGUUUUCAAGUGUGUGUAGAUGUGUUGCCUGGAAGUCAGAGUAUGCCGUAAAUCUGGAUACAGAUGUUGAGUUUUGUUUGAUGGCUCGGGAUGAGGCUUAACGUAGGGAACGCAUCCACAGGUGUGUUCGCACUCGUUUGUGAGAGUGUUUUUCUGUUGAUCUUGCGCUACGGUGUGUGAUCUGGUGGUUUGGUUCUUAAUGAUAUGUGUAUUUUUAUCCGUGUUGCCUACAGCCAUCUGUUUAUGGUCUUUUAGUCGGUGUCAAGACUGAAACCUCUCCCUUCCAGCUCUCCUCUCUUUUUGUCAUUCUCAUUUCAGAGAUGAUCGGAGCAGCGAGGAGCCAGUGAACAGGCAGAAGCGAUGGAGCGAUGCUCCAUCUAUCCCCACAUUGGAUUCUUUCCCCUUUGGAGCUUCCUGCUGGUCACUGUAAUUUUUUGCACUGCCACCGGUGACACAGAUGACAGAAAGUGGGAGGAGUUGGGCGAAAUGCAGAUGCCAGUCACCGCACAGGCCAGCACCACUCAGCUCUGGGCGGUGGACUGGGGUCCCACGCAGCCUCUGGAGGACGAAACCCAUCACGUCCUGUCCAGCCUGGAGACAGAGGGUCUGAGGGUGACCCCAUCUCAGGACUGGACGCAUCAUCGGAGUGCGGCCACCAAUCAGACGCAGCGCCCAACUACUGGAGAGAGGGACAAGAUAGAGACAGAGGAGCCGGACACCAAGGAAGUGGACCCACAGUUUUAUGUGACGGUGACAAUUUCAUCUCUGCUGAUUCUCACUGCGGUCAUCAUCUCUGCUAAACUCUGUUACGACCGCAGUCUCUCCCAGCGUCCUCCACCUCUCUCCCUCGCCAUCCCUCGUUCCAUAGCUCAGGAGGACAGCAGGCAGACACUGCACAGCACUCCAUCCUUCUCCGACAGAGAGAGGAUACCAGUGGUCAAUCUUUGAAGAGCCGACUUUUCUGAGCAUGGUAAUCAAAUCCCGUGGGCAUGACACAGACUUUGGUGUGAACACAGGGCAAACCAUCCGAAUGUACAUAAAAUGCAGAUUGACACAUGUGGCUAUAUGGAUGAAUACAUCUGCUGGACACUCUGAUGGAGACUAUGAGGUUUUGUGGUCCAAUGGCUCUUUGUUUCUGGCUGUACCUCUUUCUUCCAGUGCCGUUUGUACAGUGUUAUAUUCAUUAGCUCAACGCAGCCAUUCACAAGGGCUCCGGGAAUGCUAUGUCCUCUACCAUGAAAACAAUCAUUAGCUUCUGAUCUUGGAAUAAGCUGUGAUGUAUGUAGUCAUUAAUUUAGUAACCGGCGUGACAUGCUUGCAGUGGCCUAUCUCUCAUGCAUACAAAGGUUACAGCUGCCUACCGCUGCCUUUAUCGCACUUUGUGUAGCAUUUAUUUGGGCUUAGUGAAUGACUGCAGUUAUUUUGAAGAGUUAAAUAUAAUUUACAUCAUCUGUUUAUAGUGUUUUGUUUCAUAUGGCUCUGUCUCGUGGCAACAGCAGUGACGUCAGCUGAUAAAAACAGAUAUCUGGAAACACCACUGCAGUGUUACCUUAUAAUUUACUCGAAUUAUCUGACGAACGUUUUCGUAAUUCUGGCUCAACAUCUGUUGAGGUGUUCGUGAAACUUAAGUAAUUCUA
Rhinichthys klamathensis goyatoka is the source of this 2055-nucleotide messenger RNA. It is a transcript of the gene pianp, whose product is annotated as PILR alpha associated neural protein. Gene Ontology annotation, biological process: regulation of immune response. The transcript is spliced from 5 exons. Gene Ontology annotation, cellular component: membrane. The record is from RefSeq and is a predicted model, not a curated record. Lineage: Eukaryota; Metazoa; Chordata; Actinopteri; Cypriniformes; Leuciscidae. The coding region runs from base 779 to 1366 and encodes 195 amino acids.